AUGGGCUCCGUCUCCAUGCAGUGCCAUGGCAACGGAACCUGCCCCUGUCGCCAGGGUUUCGUAGGCUACAAGUGUGACAAGUGCGAGCUGAACUACUUCCAAAACCGAGACACACACCAGUGUGAGGAGUGCCCUGUGUGUUACAGUCUCAUCAGAGACCAGGCUGCCAAGCUGAAGGCGAGAAUGCAGGCCCUAGAGAAAGUGCUGUCCAGCAUCACGUGCACCAGCAGCGCGGGAACCAGCAUCCUGGACACCAGCAGAAUGAAGAUGAAUAUGAACAAUACCAACUGGCGCAACAAUCUGGUGCGGGAGCAUCGGGAUGAGGACUACCUCCCCAACUCCCUUGAGGACUUCCUAGCCAUACAAGAGGCACGAGAGGCCUUCAUCAGGCAGUUCACACAGCUGGAAACAUCUGCACAGACCCUGGAGCUACACCUGCGCAGCGUUGCCAUGGUGAUGAACUGCAGCCUGCGAGAAGAGGAGGGAGGGAUGGAGAGGGAAGAGGAAAGAGAAAGACAGAAGAACGAGAGAAGAACGACAAAGGAGUGUGUGCCUCUAAUGGAGACAUACGCUGCUGUCAGAGGAGUGCAGGCACAGUUGGAGCAGGCAACACAUGACCUGGGGAACAUGGUCAUCCCCUUCUCCAUCCCUAAAGGCCCAAACGAGUGGAACGCAGCAGUGAAUGAAUCUCACAUACUGACAGAGAGCCAUGUGGAAGCGGCAAAUCGUAUGGAAUCGAUGGCCGCCGAGGCACUGCGAGUAUCGAACCAGACCUACACCCUGCUGCUCAAGCUAUUGGAGGAUAACUCAACGCAGGUUUACAUCCAAGGGCUGACACAACGCCUGUCAGACAUGCAGCAGAGGAACCUGUCCUCCCAGGUAAACCAGAGUCUGGAGGCUUACCUGACUCUGACGGAGCAGCAGGAUGAGGCGGCAGCCAUCUUGAAGAACCUAAGCACUAACGCCUCCUCCCUCAGUCUGCCUUUGACAGAGUCUAGUCCUAACACCAAUCAGACCAAUGAAACAGCAAAGGAUGAGCUAUUCCUAACACAGGUGCUGAGCCUCCAGAACAGGACCUUAGAGCUGGAUGUGCUGCUGCAGUCUAAAGAGGAGCUGUUGAAUAAGACCAGAGAGGAGCUGGAGACCGGCAUCAAAGAGGGCCAGAAGAACAUCAAGACCAUCCAGGAGUUCCAGCAGUUGACGGACCUGGCCGAGGGGUUAAAGGUUGCGUCCCUGUCGUCUGUGGUGAAAGCGAAGGAGGUGGAGUCUGAGGCAUCUUCUCUGCGGAGGAAUCUAGAAGGCAUGCAGAAGGAGUGGCCUCGUAAGCAGGCCCAGACCAAGGCCGCGGUGCGGAAGGCCCGCGUGGUGGAGGAGAGGGUGCUGACCGAGGCCAAGAAGAAGACGAAGAUCGCAGAGAGAGUCGUGCAAGCCGCCGUGAAAAAACGCCACGCAAGCCAACAUCACCGCCACCCAGGCGGAGGACACCGCCAACACCGUCUCUAAGAACGCCAAAGCAACCAGAACGCAGAC
This is a messenger RNA of Clupea harengus (Atlantic herring), 1530 nucleotides long. RefSeq names its product laminin subunit gamma-3 (gene lamc3). Lineage: Eukaryota; Metazoa; Chordata; Actinopteri; Clupeiformes; Clupeidae. Bases 1 to 1503 code for a protein of 500 amino acids. The transcript has 11 exons. Gene Ontology annotation, biological process: tissue development; animal organ morphogenesis. The record is from RefSeq and is a predicted model, not a curated record.